CUCUUUGUUCCGCUUUUUUCUCUCUCUCUCUCUCAAUCGUACGCCUACAAACGCACACACUAGUCUAAGCUAAAGUCACCCUCACCCACACUCACUUCCUCCACUAUUCGAAACCGUUUUUUUCCUCUCUCUCUCUCUCUCUCUCACUUAUGCUUCUAUGCAUCUAUGAACUUCUCUCCAUUCCUGUCGCUACCUCUUCCUCUUCUCUAGUUUCUUAGCAGUUACCGCUCUCAGCAUUCACUCGCUCUCACAUUUUCUCUCAUUUUUGUUUUCUGUUCCCCUGAUUCUCCAUUUUCCCCCAAAUGGAAAAGAAACAGGGUUUCUUCUCUGCUCUCAAAGAAGAGGUGGUUCGCGGUCUCUCACCCUCGCGUUCUCGGGUCAACAGCCCCGCCCGAACAGCCUCACCCAUUGCGGGUCUCCUCAGGAGGAAGAAGCACCACGCCAACACCAACGCAGACAUCUCCGUCGCAAGAUCCACGAGUUUGAGGCCGUUAGGGGAGACCCUCACGCCCUUGAUCGAAGGACCCGACCCGGAUGGAGCAGAAAGUGGGGAUCCGAAGAGAAUCGGGUCGGGUAUCGGCCAAUGGAUGAAGGGCCAACUGUCACGUGCUCCUUCCGUUUCGUACAAAAGGUCUGAUCUGAGGCUUCUUCUGGGUGUAAUGGGUGCGCCACUUGCUCCUGUUCAUGUCUGCGCCACCGAUCCCUUGCCUCAUCUCAGCAUCAAGGACACUCCCAUUGAAACUUCAUCUGCCCAGUACAUAUUGCAGCAGUACACAGCAGCGUCUGGAGGGCAAAAAUUGCAGAACUCUAUACGAAAUGCAUAUGCAAUGGGAAAGGUUAGAAUGGUAGCUUCUGAAUUUGAAACUGCAACUAGGGUAGUGAAGAACAGGAAUGUGUCUAGGUGUGCAGAGUCUGGUGGAUUUGUGCUCUGGCAGAUGAAUCCGGACAUGUGGUAUGUAGAGCUUGCAGUUGGGGGAAGCAAGGUUCAUGCUGGCUGCAAUGGCAAACUUGUUUGGAGGCACACACCUUGGCUCGGUGCUCACACAGCAAAGGGUCCUGUGAGGCCUUUGCGCCGUGCACUUCAGGGUCUUGACCCUAGAACCACUGCAAGUAUGUUUGCUGAUGCCAGAUGCAUAGGAGAGAAGAAUAUCAAUGGUGAGGAUUGCUUCAUACUUAAGCUCUGUACGGACCCUGAAACAUUGAAUGCUCGAAGUGAGGGCCCUGCGGAGAUUAUAAGGCAUGUCUUAUUUGGCUACUUUAGCCAGAAGACUGGACUUCUUGUUCACAUUGAGGAUUCUCAUCUGACCCGCAUCCAAUCUAAUGGGGGUGAUGCAGUUUACUGGGAAACCACAAUCAAUUCAUUCCUUGAUGAUUACAGGCCUGUUGAAGGGAUCAUGAUUGCCCACUCCGGCCAUUCUGUGGUAACUCUUUUCAGGUUUGGGGAGAUGGCCAUGAGCCAUACUAAAACAAAAAUGGAAGAAGCCUGGACGAUCGAAGAGGUUGCAUUCAAUGUUCCAGGUCUUUCGGUAGAUUGCUUCAUUCCCCCAGCUGAUUUGAGAACAGGUUCUGUGGGUGAAGCUUGUGAACUUACUCAAGAUGAAAGAGGAAAGAACUCACUAUCAGUACAUCGGGCCAAAGUUGUUGCACUGGAGAAAUCGCAUAAUUGCAGCAUUGAUAACAUGAUCUGGAAGAUGGAACUCUAACGAUGGGGGUAGGAUCAAUUCAAGGCAAUUGUUAAUAGCAGUCAUUAGUUUUUGACUACUAACGUUUAGAUGUUAGAGUAGGUGUUCAGUUGGUUCUUUGUGGAAGUUUGUUUAUGCCUCUAUAUACUCUGUAAAUAGAGCAUAAAAAUUCACGGGUGUUAUGCAGACCCGAGUGAAUAUUUAUACUCGAUGCAGAAUCCAACUAUGGAGUUGGAGCUCGUUUUUCCAUUUCGGAAGAGAGCUAAUGGAGGUUAAAUUUUUAGCUUACCUUCUAUAAAUGAGGGAAGGUGGCUAAGCUUUGGUAUAGUAGGCCCAUUAAACUUUUGUUACUCAGCAACUUAUCUAAGUGUCGGUGGUGGUAAUAUUAAAGAGUCUGCCAUUGACCACAGUCAGUUUGACGCUAACAGCUUCUAUGUGGUGUAGAAGUUCUUUCUGUGUUUGGAAAGGUAACGAGGGUGUUUUUGAUAGCUAAUGGAGUAGGGUUACAGAGACAAUACUCAGUCCUAAUUGAUGUACCCAACAUCUCUAAUAUGCUUCCGGUUGUGUUAUGAUGCUAUUUUGUCAGUGCUCCUGAAAAUGAAACACUCUAUUCAU
Messenger RNA from Gastrolobium bilobum, 2297 nucleotides. RefSeq lists its product as uncharacterized. Bases 303 to 1703 code for a protein of 466 amino acids. The record is from RefSeq and is a predicted model, not a curated record. NCBI's taxonomy places the organism in Eukaryota, Viridiplantae, Streptophyta, Magnoliopsida, Fabales, Fabaceae. The transcript is spliced from 3 exons.